Porites evermanni is the source of this 7008-nucleotide messenger RNA. NCBI's taxonomy places the organism in Eukaryota, Metazoa, Cnidaria, Anthozoa, Scleractinia, Poritidae. The record is from the annotation of a GenBank genome assembly.
GGUACCCCAAGGGCGUUUGGAGUCAAGGGAAAGGAAGUAACUUAUCAGAAAGGCUCUGUACUGGAUUUGGAAGAGAACAGGGAGGUAGAAUUCAAAUCUUUUGCAAAUGCACGUCCCUCGACGCUUCCUUGGAAAAUCAUGGAGAAGGCAAAAAAGUUCAUUUGUGCCUGCUUAAAUGCUGACAGCAAAGGAAUAAUCUACUUUGGAGUUGGAGACUCACAAGAGCAAUGUUCAAGGUUUAAACGCGGUGAGAUCCUUGGACUUGACGUUGAGGAUGUCGCUGAUGACAUAAUGAAAGCUUUACAGUUCGUUCUUGAUGAUCACAUUAAGAGUGAUACUGGCCCACUUCAGAAAGGAGGGGAGCAGAACUGUGUAAACAUAGAGUUUGUUCCAGUUGUAAACCAAGAGGGCCGCACAGGUCUUUCUGUCAUCGAAAUUGAAGUGAAGCGAGACUGGAAGUUCUGUAAGAAUAACGUCUAUUUUUGCAAAUCCUGGGUUGAAAAACGAGGAGUUUAUAAAGAUGGAGAUACAUCUGUAAAGAAGGGCCUAAGUGACUUUUACAAAGUAUCCAAAGAUCAAUACGACGUUGCCAUUAGGACAAAUGGCGCCUCAACAAACGUGAAGCAGCAUGAGGUUAAUCGGCAAGUGAAAGAACCUCUUAUGGCAAAGUACAAAGAAUGGAAGAGAGAAGCAAAAUUGGGUAAGGAUUUAUUGUUUGUCGGUUUAGUUCCCGCCAGCUAUUCAUUUUUUCUUUUCACUCUAACAAAGGACUUAAUUCUUUAGCAUUCCUUUAGAGAACAUGUAAUGAAUACUGUACAUUAAUUUAAUCAAGCAACUCGGACAUAUAGGCAACUGUACAACUGAUGGGGAACCACUGACAAAUAACAGUCUUUUUCAUUCGAUGCAAAUUUUCUUACAUUUUCACGUGAUCUGUAAAUAACUGCCUACAAAAAGUGGUUUGCUCAUGCGCAAUGUCGUCCAACUGUGUUUGGCUACAAAUUAUAUUCAGCUCAUGCGUAAAUGAAACCACACUUUUCUCCUUCUUACGAUCGCUCUUGCGUGAAAAUGGCAGAUCGCUUGCAAAUAAUUAAAAAAACAAAAUCGGUGGUCGAAUGAUAAAACAAUUAUUGGACUCGGUUAUCACAAAAUAUCGUGAUUCUCGCAGAUCAAUUAUUUGCUUCAUCCUUCGGCUUCGGUAAAUAAUUGAUCUACUCCCCACGAUAUUUUGCUCCACCUCGUCCAAUUAUCGUUAAAUACAUACAAGCUAAGAAGAUCUAAGAGAUAUAGACAUUUGUUACUGAAUCUAAUUAGAGAUGAAUGUUUGUGUACCGUUGAUGCUGGGGGUAAUCUGCAAUUAACCACUUUCCCACUUGCUUUAUAUGUUACAAAACUGGGUUCAAUUUCGACCGUGUACUGUGGGUCAACUGACACGUUUUCUUAUUGAACUUCAAACAAUAGUGGUUGCGUUUGUGUCUAUACGUGUGGGCGUUUCUUGUGUUCCUUUUGACAACAAAGUGUCAUCACAGGAGCAUGCUCAUCGCCAUUUCUUUUCUUUCUUUGUCAGGAAUCGAUGAGACAGCCGAAGGUAAGUAGAUUUGUUAAUAGUUGUUGAUUUUCAGGGUAUUUUCGUGACUAAACCAAAACAACGUUUUCUAUGGAACAUCAUAUUUGCGUUAUUGACCGAAGCUUCAUCAAACAUUGCCAAGAGAACGUUUUUCUUGCGAGACCAAAGCAGAAAAUGCCGAGCGGGCAAGAUAAGCUCAUCUUGCCCACUCGGGUAGCCCAUCAGAACAUAGGAUUCGCUUCAUCUUGCCCCCUCUCGGAGCCAGUCAUAUAAUAAAUAACAAUUAUUCACCGAAGUGAAGGUGGCUAGUGGUGGCAGGAAAUUUACCGAGGCCGCUUGGCGGCGAGGUAAAUUACCACUAGCCGCCGACAUUUUUAGUAUAUACUAAAACAGUGAGAUAAUUGAGCACAAAAAUGAUGAUUUUUAACUAAUUUACUGUUGCCAACGAUUACAAUUUUGGCGCGCAAUGACCGAACGGCCGUGGUUGUCGCUUUUCUUGCCGACAAAUAAAACUUUUGAAGGCAUUUACUUAGCUCUUGCGGGGAAAUUUCUUAAAAAGGAGUUGUGAAUUCUUUUUGUAUUUAAAAUCAUUCUGUAAAAAAGAUAAUUAAGUUUAGUUUUAAGCUUAUUUAUGAACAAGUCAACUUAAUAAAGUAACGCAAGACUUAAGCUUAAUUUGCUUUUGUAAACAAAAAACUUUUUCACUGGUUUUAUCGAUAAAUUCAAGUAAAAAAGACAAAGUUUUACCUGUUAAAGCUUCCAAACCGAACUUCUUCACCUUCUUCUUGUAUUUCGGGAACAGCUUGCUUGAUUAGCUGUGAAAUUUUUCUGUUUGUUACAGCAGCAAACCGUGAAGGCAUUUUGCUCGCAACUUACGCGAGUUUGGUGUCGCUCGCUCGGAGAACUGGAGGUGAAUUAGUGAAUAGUGCAGGAUAUUCACUGAUUGAGUACACAAUCAGAACGCGUGAAAAACACUACCCACUGUUUUAGUAUAUACUAAAAUGAUUUAUUGCCUCGUGACAGACUCUAUCUCAGAUGACGCUGACCUUCAAAAGUUUAGUUCUUUGGUGAGACUGCGGUUACGUGACCUGAACUUUAAAGAUUUUGGUUAUGUUCUCAUUGCCAACAAGAUGCCUCCACAGUACAGGGGGACCCCAAACCUAGCCUUUUUGCAAAACAUACCGUGGCUCGCAGUAUUUGACUUGUUUGACGCUGCCUCUAAAAAGGAUGGACUGUACUACGCUUGCAACGAAACGACGGACUCUCCAAGAGCAAAACUCAGAAGCCUUGAUGAUUUUAAAGGAGUUUCACCUGACUGGAUAUCCGGCAAAGGAUUCGAUAUCUCAACAAGAGGUACGACUUGGAUUUUGGGAAAUGAGGAAAAGCAGAAAGGAGAUUGGAUAAAAUGGUCCAAGGACUGUUUCUACCGAGCUCUUUCCACCUACAAAUUCUGUUGUCCUCCUGGGCGGCUCAUGUGCAUUGUCCUUGGUCUUGAUCAAAGUAAUGUUCAAGAAAUGGUUGACAUGAUGGAAUGUUGUUUCAAUAUCCUUGGAAAUUCAGCUAGUAAUUGCGUUACCAUUAUUAGCGAAAGCAAGACUGUGGCAGAUGCUUUUAUCAGAGCCUCCAAGGUACAGCUACAGAGAGAACUCAGAGAAUGCUCCAUAACUAGCAUCCCCUGGCUACUGUUGAAAGAAAUUGUGCGUGAAAUGGUUGGACCAUCGCAAUUUGAGGAAAGGGGAGCUAAAACGGAACUCCCGUAUUUGACUGGACUUAAAGAAGUUUUUAACAAAAUGAUUCAUUCGUGGGAUGAUCUUGAGGUCUAUAUUCCAAAUCCCCGGCUGCCGCGUUCAACAGAAGACAUAGAGAAAGCAAGAAAUGCCUUUUAUAAGGGUGCAAAAGCCAGUCAAACUAAUUUAUCCCACAAUCAUUGCAUCGAAAGGACACUGGAAGAAGAGACAAUGCUAAGAAUUGAACAAGCCUUAAAGACCUUGUCAAAAUCAAGUAAAGAGAUCAACUGUCACGUCAUAACCAUCACUGUUGCUUACGAACCAGGAUCUGGAGCAACGACUCUUUGUCGCAGAGUCCUUUGGCGCAAACGCAUGAAAUACCGUUGUGCCGUCGUUAAGGCAAUAACAACGAACACAGAUUAUCAAAUCGAGCAACUUCAGGGAAUCGUUUACGACGAAACGAACUUUAACUUGUCCCUUCCAUGUCUUAUUCUUGUCGAUAACUUUCCUGAGAAUGAGAUGAAGCAAUUAACUGAGAGAAUAAUGAGAAGACAGACCAAGUGUGUCAUUCUCUCAACGUUUCCAAUAUCAAAGCUCAGUACAAACUCGGAUCUCGACUUGACAUUGCGACAGCUGGACGAGAAGGAGACGAUUCUAGUCAAAGAUAUUUUAAUUAAUAUCACAAGCGACAUCAAGCGAAGAAGAGAAGCAGAAGAGGUUCUCGAAAGAGAGAAACGAUUCAUUUGGUUUGGAUUGGAAUUGUUCGGACGCGAGUAUGACAAAAUCGAGGAGAGGCUUCACAACCACAUCAAGAGUACAUUUGACUUUCUGGAUGAUUCUCAAGAAAGUCACGAGAAGGUCCUUAACUUCUGCUGCUUUCUGCACUAUUACAGUGAUGGCCGAACGAUUCUUCCACACUCAGUUGCCACCGAUUUUCUCUAUCAAGCCAGUAAAGAGAACGAGGGGAAUUUUGCAUUAACGCAACAUAUUCACAAAAUCUUUGGUGGACUUCUUCUCGAAGGAUUCAACGACACAAACGGCUACUAUGGAUGGAGACCAGCACAUUCUCUUGUUAGUGAAGCUGUUACCUCAAGACUCAACAUCAAAGACACGGCCAUUGUUCUCUUAGAACAGAUUCACAAAGGAAGAGCCUACGUUAACAAGUUUUUAAAAGAGGAAAUUUUCAAGGUGUUUUUGGAUCGAAAGAGAAUUUCUGACCCAGUGUGUUUGGAGUAUAAUAGAAGAAAUACUGAAAACAUUGAUUCCGAUUUUGAGAACGAGGUCCUUGGUUUUUAUGGCUUGAAGACGCGAUAUUCACCUUUGAUAGCGGAUAUCCUGGAAGGGGAUGAUGGAAUUCAAGGAGCCCUUCGAUUACUCAUCACAAUCUGCCAGAAGGCUUCGGAAAUGGACGAGAAGGCAUACACGUGGCAGCAGCUGGCGCGAUUCAUGGGAUAUGAGAUGCGUGGGAUGGAAAUGGACGAGGAAAAUGAGGAGCAUGGCCGUCUUUAUUCUACUAUGAUUGAAGAACGUGGAAUGAUGCCCAUGCCUAAAACAGGUAUCGAAGCAGCGCACACCGCGGUUGACAUAGCCAUAAAUCAACAACCCAAGUACAGGCAUCACUAUGUGACCAAAGGAACGCUGUACCUUCUACAGCUAAGAGAUUUCAAACCAGAAGAACGGCUUACUAUUCCGGCAGCGAUACCUAAAGCGAUCGACAUAUGCGGCAAAGCAUUAGAAGUCUACGACAAAGCACUCAGCACAUCUCAUGAACUUAACUACUACUCGAUGAUUGGAAAAAUUCAAGCCAUUGUUUUACUUCUGGAAAUAGUGAAGGGUUUGCCCUUUUUUCGUCUAGAUGGUGAGAGCAUUACAAAGUAUCUAAAGAAGCCUGAAAUUCCAAGGGAAAUGGAAGACGUCCUCACACCGGAAGAACACAACUAUAUAAAACAUCUCAGUGCGACGACACUUGGUCUUCUCAACGAAGUUUUUGGGGACGUUAAGUUUCGACACAUGACAACGUAUGACGACAAUACAAUAAGAGGGUUAACUAAUGCCAAAAUAAGGGCGUCAAAAUUGCGACGAACCUUUUAUGAAGUAACCGGCUUCGAUAGAUGCCAACUAAGUGACGUGGUGGUUCCGGUACCCUCACUACCUUUAACUAGGGAUACUCAAGCUCUCUACCAACAGUUUGUACAAGACGUUCUCUUCAAGAAAAACGAGAAUCCGUACAGCACAUGGAUUAAUCUAGAUGACGGUGAAAUCUCGAGGAUUUACAACUUACUUAAAGGGCUUUGCUCUCGCGGUUUUGGAAGCCAUGAUGAUAUGCUCAUUUGCUGUAAGGCUUGUCUUCUUCUGAAAGAGAGACCACCAGUCGAAGAACUAGACGACAUUGUGAGUGUGUGGGUCUCGAAAUGUCCAAACUCAGAGUGGGCCAAUCUAUUCAACUACAUGAUUCACUUCCCAUUUCCAGAUAAACGGCUAGUUCCCUUUAACCAUUCUGCUAAAGAAUCAAUCACUAAAUGUAGCAAAAUUGUUCUAGGCAAGACAGGAAAAGGAUAUCGGAAGUCGGCUGCCGAAUACUUUCUUGGAAAGGGAACUGGAUUGUAUGCUAUUGCAAACAGGCAACAGAUCAGAUCGCUUGAAAACAAGGGGGAAACUAAAACGGACUUUUGGAGAAGUAAGGAGAUCUCAGAGAAGCUGGAACGAGUGUGCGGUCAAAAAGACGUCAACGUAAAUGGUGUUAUAACUUACCAAGGAAUUCAGCUACGUUUUGACGACACGCGUUAUCCAAAGCAAAGUAAAGAUGACUUGUGGUUCUAUGUUGGCUUUUCCGUUUCUGGCCCUUAUGCAUAUGACCCAGUUGACAAUGAUACUUAUGCAGACUUCUCGGAUCGUCAUCCCAGCGAAGGUGUAAACUGGAAUUUACCUUUAUAUGAGAAUGCCAACAGAAAAUGCAACUUCGAUGGGGCUGCAUUAAGAGAAAAACACUAUGAGGCAACCACUAAAAGAGCACAAAGGUUAGAGGGAGCAGAUGCUAAGGAAUUUCCCGGUCUUUCUAAUAACAUUCUAUCGAGAGAAAGACAGUGCAUGAGCCCAUCAACUCCAGGUGUUCCAAACGUUCUAACCAGUGGUCCCUCGGGAGUUCCUAGGUUACCAGACAACUCCGUUGUUUCUCUCAGCUGUUUUGCACCUAUUACAGCCCUGCCACCCUGGUUCGUUCGUGACAGCGUGUAUCAACCAACUACAUCAUCACAUCCUUCCUCAUAUGCUUCUGUCGUGCAACAGAGAAGCACAAGACGGGAGGAACCUUCGCUAAAACCCCCAAGCAGACGACAUAGAGAUUCCUGUGAUUUGAAAGGUAGUAAAUGGAAAUCUAUCGAAGCCACUCGUGGAACGAAGAAGCAAAUGUUUUCACCUAAAUACGUUGACAAAGCAGGCAAACUUCAUCAUGGAGCUUGGGUACUUGGCGCUGAAAAGUCUCGAGAGUGCAUCAUUCACAAGACUGAAAGCCGGGAUAUCCAAAGUACAAUUAAUUGCACUUUUGCGCAUUCCUGGAGAGGGGAUACCCUUCAGCACGUUUGUUUAAUUUGUACACUCGAGAAUCGGGAAACCUGCAGCAAAAAGCAGGGCCAUAAGGAGUAUAUUUGGAACUUAGGACCAUAUUACGACGAGGAAGGGACGAUCUGGAAGGAAACCCCUCUAGAAAGCCCCAAGUAA